UUUGCCUUGCCACUGUAACUCACUUUUUCCUGAAAUAUGAGGAAGAUCUCCGUCGUAUUUUUUUGUUGUUUUAUUUUUCUGUUUUUUAUCUUUGAAAGAUUCAUGAUUGUUGCGAAAUCGAUGGCAACAAUUGAAGCGGCGUCAAAAUUUGUAUGUCCAAAAAUCAUAAGUCGUGAAGAAUGGAAGGCUCGCGAAGUAUCCAAUUACAGCCCACUAAUAUUGUCACCUGCGCCAUAUCUUGUCAUUCAUCAUGGUGGUAUACAGCAUUAUUGUUAUGAUCAGAAUACAUGUUCUGAGAUAGUUCGUUCUUAUCAAAACUUACAUAUGGAUGAUCGGGGAUGGCUUGACAUCGGAUAUCAAUUCGUUAUCGGCGAAGACGGCAAUAUCUACGAAGGUCGCGGUUGGAAUUUUAUCGGGGCCCACGCACCUGGAUACAAUACACAGAGCAUUGGAAUCUCAAUCAUCGGAGAUUUUUCUCAAUUUCUACCAAACAAAGCUGCUUUGGAUGCUUUGGACUCACUUAUCGAAUGUGGAGUAUUAAUCGGAAAAAUUCGACAAAAUUAUAAAAUAAUUGGACAUCGCCAAGCGCGCGACACGGAUUGUCCGGGAAUUUCUUUUUACCAGUACGUGAAAUCAUUACCUGGUUGGACUGAUAUGCCGAACCCAUUUUAUGAAGAUCUUGGCACCGAACCAGUUUCCCGAUCAGGUGUCCCGACCUGGCCCCGAUCUGGGCGUGUGCUUCAUCCGCGAUCUAGCAUUGACCAGGAUUCCCGAGCGGGACCUGACCCGGACUGGAUUUUCUGCCAGCUAGUGACCCAAAGAAAAUUUCUGAAGAUGUAUCAAAUAAGUGGAAUUGUUCUGUGCCUUAUCUACAUUUUGGAAGCUAAAAGUAUUAUUAUACCAAAAAAUACUGUUCAAUCGGAUCCAUCUACUUACGAAAAAUCUUCUUCCAACUCGAAUAUCAUUACUAGAAGUGAAUGGGGAGCGAAGCCCCCAAAAGGCCCAGUCGAUAAGCUUUCUAAAAAUCCACCUCCAUUUGUUGUUGUCCAUCACUCAGCUACCGAAGGUUGUACGUCGCAAGCAAUUUGUCAAGCAAGAGUCAGAUCUUUCCAGGAUUAUCACAUUAAUCACAAUAAUUGGAGUGACAUAGGGUACAAUUUUUUGGUUGGAGAAGACGGAAAUAUUUACGAAGGUCGUGGAUGGUCAAAAAGAGGAGCCCAUUCACCAGCUUAUAAUGCUGAAAGUAUUGGUAUAUGUGUCAUUGGAGAUUUCACGAAUCGAGAGCCCAAUUCUGCUGCGAUUGGUGCUCUUAAAGAACUGCUUCAAUACGGAGUCACAUUGGGAGAAAUAAAAAGCGAUUAUUAUUUAAUUGGUCACCGACAAGCUUCUUCUACUAAUUGCCCAGGAAACAAAUUAUACAAUUUAAUUAAAACUUGGCCUCAUUGGGAAUCAAAUCCGAAACAUUGAUUUUGAAAAAAAACUUUUUUUUUAAACUAGUAUAUAAAAUAUACUGUACAAUUGUUAAAAUAUCCUGCACAAUUUUUAAAAAUAUUUUAAUACUUUGUCUUAAGUUUUAUCAUAUUGCAUUAUUAUCUUAAGCUUGGGUAGUCCCGCAAUUUACGGAUAGUCUUUAAUCCAUUCCCUUUUCAAGUUCCAACGAUUUUUCGGGACGACUAUAGAAGCAACCUAUUAUUAUUAAAUAUUACAUUAAACUUUUUUAGUUUACAAUUUUUAAA
Molecule: messenger RNA, 1736 nt
Organism: Belonocnema kinseyi
Lineage: Eukaryota; Metazoa; Arthropoda; Insecta; Hymenoptera; Cynipidae
Exons: 8
Coding region: 37-1467 (476 amino acids)
Biological process (GO): peptidoglycan catabolic process
Molecular function (GO): N-acetylmuramoyl-L-alanine amidase activity; zinc ion binding
Source: RefSeq, a predicted model, not a curated record